Cornus florida is the source of this 753-nucleotide messenger RNA. RefSeq lists its product as uncharacterized. Bases 1 to 753 code for a protein of 250 amino acids. NCBI's taxonomy places the organism in Eukaryota, Viridiplantae, Streptophyta, Magnoliopsida, Cornales, Cornaceae. The record is from RefSeq and is a predicted model, not a curated record. The transcript has a single exon.
AUGGCUAUACACGGUGGAUUUUAUGAUAUUGCCUUCUGCAAACCCGGGAACGAUAGGUGGACCAUCUUGGAUGGUUCGCGCCCACCUUAUUCUGACAUUGUGUAUUUCAGCAAGGAUCAGCGAUUUUAUGCCAUCAAUUCGGAUUGUAGCAUGGAAGCUUGGGACCUCAGGGAUCCUUCUUGUCCCAAAAUUCAAGUGUUUGAUGGUGCUUCCUUGCGGCCUGGGAAGCUUGGGCACGAACUUCGGUUAUCUUAUAAUUGUGUUAAGCGUAAUUAUUUAGUUGAAUCCUCUGGGGAUCUUUUGCUGCUUUCCAGGUUUGUAGCUUUAAGUGUUGCUGAAAGUGGCAUUGAUCAUCCUGAGAGUUUUAAAGAGAGAUUUUAUAGAUAUCUCCGGACGGAGGCAAUAGAAAGGAAUUAUUACAUUCGUGAUAAUGAUGCUUAUUGGACUCUGGGAUUUGAUGUUCAUAAGUUAGAUUACUAUCACGGUAAGUGGGAACCUGUGGAAUGCUUAGGUGACCGGGCACUGUUUGUGGGUUCUAAUCAUUCUUUUUCUCUUUCAACACUCGAUUAUCCGGAGCUGAUUGGAAAUUCCAUCUACUUCUCAGAUGAUAACUUUGAGGAAUUUAACAACGUAUAUCAUGGCCAUGAUAAUGGCAUCUUUUGCUUAGGAGAUAACAACCUAAAGCGUUUUUAUCCGGUCAGGUUGAAGAUCAUUGACCCACAUCCAGUUUGGGUUGCCCCCAACACAAUGUAG